Messenger RNA from Aspergillus fischeri NRRL 181, 1248 nucleotides. Its product is annotated as lipoate synthase. Gene Ontology annotation, biological process: lipoate biosynthetic process. The coding region runs from base 1 to 1248 and encodes 415 amino acids. The transcript has a single exon. The record is from RefSeq and is a predicted model, not a curated record. NCBI's taxonomy places the organism in Eukaryota, Fungi, Ascomycota, Eurotiomycetes, Eurotiales, Aspergillaceae. Gene Ontology annotation, molecular function: 4 iron, 4 sulfur cluster binding; lipoate synthase activity. Gene Ontology annotation, cellular component: mitochondrion.
AUGGCAGUAUCAACAAGUCACUUCAGAUCGCUCUGUGCGUCAUCAAGGUCCCUGUCGCGAACCGGAAUCGUUGCCCCCAUCAGCUGCCGUGGUUAUGCUACAACAGAACCCUCGCCGUCGGCCACCAGCACUACAACGACAACAACAGCACGCAGACGGACAACGUUCAAAGACAAAUUGAAUGCCGGCCCAUCGUUCGCAGACUUUGUCGGGAACGACAAUGCCCCUCUCGACCCCUCCGAAGCAUACGCUCUCAAGACCGCCCUCGUCGGGCCCGCCGGCCGCAAGAAGGAAAUGACUCGUCUGCCGUCAUGGCUGAAGACCCCGAUCCCCGACUCGAAGAACUACCAGCGUCUUAAGAAGGACCUGCGCGGCCUUAAUCUGCACACUGUCUGCGAAGAAGCGCGGUGUCCCAACAUCUCCGACUGCUGGGGUGGCAGCGACAAAUCCGCCGCCACGGCCACCAUCAUGCUGAUGGGCGAUACCUGCACCCGCGGCUGCCGAUUCUGCAGCGUGAAGACCUCGCGGACGCCGUCCCCGCUCGACCCGCACGAACCGGAGAACACAGCCGAAGCGAUCUCGCGCUGGGGACUCGGGUACGUGGUCCUGACCAGCGUUGACCGGGACGAUCUCGCGGACGGAGGUGCCCGGCACUUUGCAGAGACAGUGAUGAAGAUUAAACAGAAGGCACCCAGUAUCCUGGUGGAAUGCUUGACCGGUGAUUACGCGGGCGAUCUGGAGAUGGUGAAGCUGGUCGCUCGCUCCGGCUUGGAUGUCUACGCACACAACGUCGAGACAGUGGAAGCCCUGACGCCUCAGGUCCGUGAUCGCCGUGCCAACUUCCAGCAGUCUAUCCGUGUGCUCGAGGCCGCGAAGAACGCCCAGCCCUCGCUUAUCACCAAGACCUCGCUGAUGCUUGGCCUCGGGGAGACGGAUGAGCAAUUGUGGGAUGCGCUGCGCCAGCUGCGCGUGGUCAACGUGGACGUUGUCACGUUCGGGCAGUACAUGCGGCCGACGAAACGUCAUAUGGCUGUGCACGAGUACGUUACUCCGGAUCGAUUCGAGCUGUGGCGCCAGCGGGCGCUUGACAUGGGCUUCCUCUACUGCGCGUCGGGUCCUCUCGUUCGGAGCAGCUACAAGGCCGGCGAGGCGUUCAUUGAGAAUGUGCUGAAGAAGAGAAGAGCUGCCUCUGGAAGUACGGAAACAGUCGGCGUUCGGCCAGUUGCCGUGGAUGAGGUGACGCGGUGA